Colletotrichum aenigma is the source of this 285-nucleotide messenger RNA. RefSeq names its product Anaphase-promoting complex subunit 11 (gene apc11). The record is from RefSeq and is a predicted model, not a curated record. The transcript has 4 exons. Gene Ontology annotation, cellular component: nucleus; anaphase-promoting complex. NCBI's taxonomy places the organism in Eukaryota, Fungi, Ascomycota, Sordariomycetes, Glomerellales, Glomerellaceae. Gene Ontology annotation, molecular function: zinc ion binding; ubiquitin protein ligase activity; cullin family protein binding. Gene Ontology annotation, biological process: positive regulation of mitotic metaphase/anaphase transition; protein ubiquitination; anaphase-promoting complex-dependent catabolic process. The coding region runs from base 1 to 285 and encodes 94 amino acids.
AUGAAGGUCAAGAUUACCCGCUGGAACACCGUCGCGACGUGGCGGUGGGAUAUCCCCGAGGACGACGUCUGCGGCAUCUGCCAAGUCCACUUUGACGGGACAUGCCCAACAUGCAAAUACCCUGGCGAUGACUGCAGCCUUUUGUCUGGCAAGUGCGGCCACAACUUCCACAUGCACUGCAUCAUGGAGUGGAUCAAGCAAGAUUCAGCCAAGGGCCAAUGCCCCAUGUGUCGUCAGAAAUUCGAGUGGGAGAACCAGGUCCCCGAGGUUGGAGUCGAGCGAUAG